AUGGCAGCCGGCGAGCAGAACGGGGUGACAGACUUUAUCAUCUGCCUAAAGCCAGACUUGCUACCUGUUGGCAAGUGUGGGAUAUGGCAGGGGGAAGAGAUCGGGUUCAUGCUGGCUCGGGCCCACUGGCGCAAAGGUCUUGCCGAAGAGGCUCUGAACGCUGUGCUGCCGUACUUCUUCUCUGAUAGAGGCAUGCUGGAGAUUGUUGCCGAUGUCGAUCCGCGGAACACAUCGUCCAUGGCAUUACUUCAGAAACUGGGCUUUGUGGUAUACGAUUUCAAGGAGAAGACUUUCCAAAUCGGCGGGCAGUGGGUUGACAGCUCGUACCUGAAACUAACGAAAGAGCAGUGGACUAGCCAGAAGCGUAGAGAGAACCCUUUACCAGUAUAA
Molecule: messenger RNA, 390 nt
Organism: Exophiala aquamarina CBS 119918
Lineage: Eukaryota; Fungi; Ascomycota; Eurotiomycetes; Chaetothyriales; Herpotrichiellaceae
Exons: 1
Coding region: 1-390 (129 amino acids)
Molecular function (GO): acyltransferase activity, transferring groups other than amino-acyl groups
Source: RefSeq, a predicted model, not a curated record